Mixia osmundae IAM 14324 is the source of this 1068-nucleotide messenger RNA. RefSeq lists its product as uncharacterized. Gene Ontology annotation, cellular component: dehydrodolichyl diphosphate synthase complex; endoplasmic reticulum membrane. The transcript has 4 exons. Bases 129 to 947 code for a protein of 272 amino acids. NCBI's taxonomy places the organism in Eukaryota, Fungi, Basidiomycota, Mixiomycetes, Mixiales, Mixiaceae. The record is from RefSeq and is a predicted model, not a curated record. Gene Ontology annotation, molecular function: ditrans,polycis-polyprenyl diphosphate synthase [(2E,6E)-farnesyl diphosphate specific] activity.
GCCAGGCUUCGAGAAAUUUCUAGUCAGGCCCGUCAAACGUUAUGGAAAUCCAAUCUGCCACGACGACGACGACGACGUGUUCCAAUCGCGGACCGGGCGAACAGGAAUUGGGCUUUCGCCGAGUGAGCAUGCCGGCUGUAGCCAGGCUACUCCUGCAAACAUGUAUAUUGACAUCUCUCCAUCUGUGUCUGCUCGUCCUACGGCUGUAUGACCGCCUGGAACGCUUCAUCAAGCUCAACAUACGUUCGCGCCGUCGCCUUGCACAAAGGCCGCUGCAAGACUCCUCUCUCUCGUCGCAUAAAGUUGCGCCAAGACUACGGGAGAAGCUACCGCGCGUACUCGCUAUCAAUGCAGUGAUACCCAGCGGGUCAGCAACGGGUCUGCGGCCCGACACGUUGGUGCAACUCGAGCAGCUUGUGCAAUGGUGUGCCUCUUCAAGCGUUGAGCAUCUCUUGCUCUACGACAGGCAAGGCUGCCUCAGACAGAAUGCAGCAGCCAUUUGCAAAGCGCUUGCUCGCAACGCGACAGUAGCAGACUGUACUCGGCCAGAGGCGCGACAUCGCACCUUCGACGUUCAGCUACAGCGACAAAAGAUCAGGAUCAGCAUGCUAGAUGCGCAAGAUGGCAGAGCGCACAUUGCCCGUGUUGGACAAGUCCUCGCGAGCGCGGUCAGGCAGGGCUACCUCGCGCCAAAAGAGAUAGAUAUCGCUCUGCUCGACGACAAACUGAUAGACUCACUCGUGCCAGCGCCAGAUCUGAUGAUCGUCCUCGGUGGGACUUACUGUAGGCUGCAUGGCUUCCCACCAUGGCACCUACGUCUCACAGAAUUCUAUCAUGUGCCCAGUCCACUUUGGUCAUGGAAUUCCACGCCUACGCAAUUAUCUCGGGCGCAUUUCGAGCAAGCAUUAGAUCUGUACAGCGACUGUGAAAUGAGACAGGGGAAAUAGACACGCAGACCAGCAGCGACAGUGUAUGUUUCCAACUCGAUGCAUUCAUGUACUCUGUCUAGAUCGUUUGGUGACCUGCUUGUUCAUCAGCGUAAUCCCCGACAAGAACGGCCUUAGCGAA